GCUAUCGGACGGGUAGUAAAUGUGGACUACACAUCUGGUUUAGUUUUCUUUUUUGUGUGUAAAUCUGACAUUUCUAUAACUUUGGUGUGUCACAGUGUUACGUCAUCAUGCAACUUAUUGCGUGGAAGUGUACACUGGCUUUAUGUUUUGUUGCUGCAUAUUAUGCUGUGUGCGUGGCUGGAUCUGAUGGUUAUUAUAUAUAUUUAAAUUCCAUUUCUGGAACUCAAUACCGGUACGCAUUCCUAAAUAUUCAAACAAUACCAGCUACUUGGAGUGACCUUUGUCUCAAUUUUUACUAUUAUAUAAGUGGAGAUAGCAGUCAACUAAUAGUUAUCAAGGAUAAUUAUCAUUCAUAUGAUUUGUUCGAAAUUUUUGGCGACUACAGCAGUCAAUGGAAGUAUGCCAGUCUAUAUUUGACCAAUCAUCCUAGCAGUCUUUACCUGGAGCUUAAUGGAAGAGUUUUAGACGCUACAGAAAUGGUGGCUGUUGAUAAUAUCUAUAUCACUGAAGGAAUAUGUUUGAAAAAUGAAGGUGGUAAUUGCAGUGACUUCGAAUAUAACUGGUGUGGCUGGACUAAUUAUUACUCUAGUUCUUAUCUGUGGACGCGUUCCUCUGGGAGUAUCGGUAUUGGUCAAGAUGGUUAUUACAUAUAUGUACAAUCCUCAUCUGGAAGUCGAGACGGGUACCUUAGAAGUCCUAAAAUACAAGCUACUUGGGGAGAAUUUUGCUUGACAUUUUACUAUUAUGCGAGUGAUGUAAACCAAUAUCUACGCAUCUAUCAAGAUAAUAGUAAUUCAUUUUGGACUGUAUUCUUCGUUCGUGGUGACAGCAGUGUUCAAUGGGAGUAUGUCAGUUUACAAUUAAUUAACCGUUACAAUUACGAGCUGAGGUUACGAGGAUAUGCUUCUUACGGAACGAUAGCAGUCGAUAACAUUUGUAUCAUUGAAGGACUAUGUGUUGAAAAUAAUGAAACAACUGCACUGACAUGCCCAUCUAACGUGACUGUGGGUACCGACACUGGAGCGGCCACGGCUUCAAUUAACUAUUCUAGUGCAAUUUUCACCAACUGUGGUAACAAUUCAGUGAUCUCUCCCGAUCCUACUCAGAUCUUUCCAGCUCAUCUUGAUAUUGGAACGAAAAAAUUCACCUUUACAGCUAUAGAAUCGACGAGAAACAGUGAUACGUGUACGUUUACAAUAACGGUUGAAGACACCGAAAAGCCUACAUUAAAAUGUCCACUGAACGAGACUGUGGAUACAGAUGAGGGUAGUGCCACGGCGUCAGUUGACUAUUCAAGUAAAAUAAAUGCAACUGACAACUCCGGGAAUAUCACUACAAUCUCUCCUGAUCCAUGUGCAACAUUUCCUACUGAGCUAGGAAUUGGAGAACACAAAUACAAUUUUACAGUUGCGGAUUCCUCAGGAAAUACUGAUAAUUGCUUGUUUACAAUAACAGUCCAAGACAUCGAAAAGCCUACAUUAAAAUGCCCACCGAACGAGACUAUAGAUACUGACGACGGUAAGGCCACGGCGUCAGUUGACUAUUCAAGUAAAAUAAAUGCAACUGACAACUCCGGGAAUAUCACUACAAUCUCUCCUGAUCCAUGUGCAACAUUUCCUACUGAGCUAGGAAUUGGAGAACACAAAUACAAUUUUACAGUUGCGGAUUCCUCAGGAAAUACUGAUAAUUGCUUGUUUGCAAUAACAGUCCAAGACAUCGAAAAGCCUACAUUAAAAUGUCCACCGAACGAGACUAUAGAUACUGACGACGGUAAGGCCACGGCGUCAGUUGACUAUUCAAGUAAAAUAAAUGCAAGUGACAACUCCGGGGAUAUCCCUACAAUCUCACCAUUACUCAAUGAAACAUUUCCUGUUGAUAUUGGAAUUGGAGCACACGUCAUGUUCGCUUUUGCGGCUAAUGACUCUUCAGGGAAUACUGAUACGUGUACGUUUACUAUAAAUGUCCAAGAUACAGAAAAACCUACAAUUAACUGUCCACCGGACGAGACCAUUGACACUGAUGAGGGUAGUGCCACGGCGUUAGUUGACUAUUCAAGUAAAAUAAAUGCAACUGACAACUCCGGGAAUAUCACUACAAUCUCUCCUAAUCCCAAUGAAACAUUUCCUGUUGAUCUUGGAAUUGGGCCACACAAGUUCCCUUUUACCGCUACGGACUCGUCAGGGAAUUAUGAUAAUUGUACGUUUAAUAUAACUGUACAAGACACAGAAAAGCCUACUGUAAACUGUCCACCGGACAAGACCAUUGACACUGAUGAGGGUAGUGCCACGACGUCAGUUGACUAUUCAAGUAAAAUAUAUGCAACUGACAACUCCGGAGAUAUCCCUACCAUCUCUCCUAAACCCAAUGAAACAUUUCCUGUUGAUCUUAGAAUUGGGCCACACAAGUUCACUUUUACCGCUACGGACUCGUCAGGGAAUUAUGAUAAUUGUACGUUUACUAUCCAAGUUCUCCUAACAUUUAACGAAACAGAAGUCUCCGGCGUUGCUUUAUCUUCUGACCCAGAUAGUGUCACAUUAUCGGCUUCAGUUGACGCAGACGCAAAAAAUGGACCAUUUAAAAUCUCUGCAAAUCAAACUCUUCUUGAUGAAUCCAUAUCUCUGCAAACUUCUGGAGAAGAAUUAAGUAGUGCUUCUGAUAUUGUGAGCAUCGAUAUUUAUGACAAAAACAAUGAAAUAAUACAAGUUAAAAGUAUUGAAAUUAACUUUCCUGUAAUUAAGGUAAAUAGUACAGAAAAUGGUACAAGUGCGAGUCUUUCCCCGGUACCGGUAUGUUACUAUACACAAGAUGAAAAUGUCAUAUCAGCUAAAUGGUCAAUGAAAGGCUGUAAAACUGUCUAUGAAAACUAUGUCAAGAACGGCGUGACGUGUGUAUGUGAUCAUCUGACAUCGUUUGUCAUUUUGAUGAAACCGAAGCCGGUACCGACAAACGAGAACGACAUUUUGUCUUUGCUUACAACAGUUGGGUUAUCAAUUUCAAGUUUGUUUCUCAUAAUUACUCUCGUCAUCAUCUGUAUUUUCAGAGAUUUAAGAAAUUCUGAGAGAUAUAAAAUCAUGCGCCACUUGGUCAUCGCUUUACUUUGUGUCAAUUGCUUCUUUUUGUUACUCGAAGUUGAUGCAAAAGAAUCGAUCCUAUGCAGUGUCCUUGCAGCUUCUCUGCACUACAGUCUCUUGGCAGCUUUCUCCUGGAUGUUGAUUAUAUCAACGGAUUUAUUCAUGAAGAUCAAACAUCCGUUUGCUGAUCAUUCAAAGCGCUUCACUUACAGUCGGUUCAUUGGUUGGAUUGGACCUGUCAUUGUCGUUGGGCCGACAGCUGGUAUAGCAAGAGGGAACUAUGUAUCUGAUGAGUGUUGGUUGAAUGCUAAAUCUGGUUCCAUCUGGACUUUCAUUUUUCCCGUGUACAUCUCCAAUUUGGUUGUUCUCGUGCAGUUGAUUGUAAUUGGAUAUGUAGCUUUCAAGAAGUCUCAACUACCAAGCCAAACUGAAGAAGAAAUGCAAACGCUCAAACGGAUCAGAAAUAUGUUUCUUGACACUAAAUUUUAA
Molecule: messenger RNA, 3560 nt
Organism: Anneissia japonica
Lineage: Eukaryota; Metazoa; Echinodermata; Crinoidea; Comatulida; Comatulidae
Exons: 22
Coding region: 108-3560 (1150 amino acids)
Biological process (GO): cell surface receptor signaling pathway; G protein-coupled receptor signaling pathway
Cellular component (GO): membrane
Molecular function (GO): G protein-coupled receptor activity
Source: RefSeq, a predicted model, not a curated record